Messenger RNA from Fragaria vesca subsp. vesca, 1496 nucleotides. Its product is annotated as F-box/kelch-repeat protein At3g06240-like. Lineage: Eukaryota; Viridiplantae; Streptophyta; Magnoliopsida; Rosales; Rosaceae. The coding region runs from base 14 to 1309 and encodes 431 amino acids. The record is from RefSeq and is a predicted model, not a curated record. The transcript has 2 exons. Gene Ontology annotation, molecular function: protein binding.
CCCCACCCCCAAAAUGACGAACAGAGCCAAUCUCAGACCCCAAUCGAAACCAAUUUCAAAGCCAGCACUCAAAUUGCUAUGGAUGAUCAGAAAACGCAAACACCUUUCCCUCUCUUUCCGCCGUUCCUCAAUGCCGGACGGCUGCGCCGCGGUUCUCAACGACCACGAAGACAUCCUCGUCGAAAUCCUCGCAAGACUGCCGGUCAAAACCCUAAUGCGAUUCCGUUGCGUCUGCACGACAUGGCGUUCGCUAAUCGCCGACCCCCAUUUCGUCAAGAAGCACAUGAAAUACGACGCCGAGAGAGGCGUAAACGACGACGACAUGCGGCUGCUGUUCUCCAUGAAGCCGCCCAGCACCAUGGCCUUGGCGGAUUUGAAGGGCUUGAAGGACGCUGGGCAGGAUUUGAAGAGUUUCAGAGAGGACCGUGUCGCAAUCAGAGAGCUGGAGUUUCCGGUUUGUCUUGAUUUCGUUCAACAUUCGGAUAUUGUGAAUUUUGGUAGUUGUAAUGGGAUUAUUUGUGUUCAGUUUCGCAAGGAUUUUGUGUUGUGGAACCCUUGUACUGGAGACCACAAGGUGUUGCCAAAACCGAGUGGUGUUUCGUUCUAUUCGCAGUAUUAUGGAUUUGGUUAUGAUGAAAUCAAUGAUGAUUACAAGGUAGUGAAGGGGUCACAUAAUGAAAUUGGUGUGGAUGGUCCGAUGAAAGCGAUGGUGCAGGUGUUUUCACUCAGGAGAGGUACAUGGAACACAUAUCCUGGCCCGAGGAACAGUUGCAUGAUAGGGAACUAUCCUUGCCAGAUGAACAGUUGCAUGAAAGGGCAGGGGGGUUUUGUGAAUGGAGUGCUGCAUUGGUUGCGGUUUGAGGAGAGAUGUAAGACAGAAAGCAGGGAGAUUAUGCCUUUUAGUUUAGCUGAGGAGAAGUUUCUGGAGGCGAUGUCGCUUCCCUAUGAAUUUGGUGGAAUUUUGAUUUGCCAGAAUCGUCUCUGCGUGCAUAGUGACAGAGCGAUGGUGAGGAUUAUGAUGAUGAAGGAAUAUGGGGUCAAGGAAUCUUGGACUGAAGUGCUGUAUAUUACUUAUCAUACUGUACCUGAGAUAUAUGAUGAGAUAUGUAAGGUGACGCCUCUGUGGAUUCUGGAGAAUGGGGAUGUUUUGGCAUACACGGUACAGCAAGGAGUCUACUUGUCAGUAUAUAAACCAAAGGAUAAGGCAUUUACGAAUGUUAUCAGGCCUGAAGUGAGUUACAUGUUUGAAGCAAUCGCUUACAAAGAAACUUUGGUUUCACCGAUAACUGGCAGUCUCAGAGACAUCUGACAACAUCAUUAUUUGUUGGCGAGCUAGUGCAUUCUUUCUACGAACCUUGGUGGAAUCCCACAGAAGAGUUGAAAGGAGUUGGAUUGGAAUGUCUGUGAACCUUUUGCAAAUUAAGGGCAGCGCGAGAUUGUGCCUAACCAUUUGAGAACUCAAAAUGAGCUUUGAUCUUAACUGAUUUAGUUUUGUG